Messenger RNA from Penicillium maclennaniae, 3780 nucleotides. RefSeq names its product pentatricopeptide repeat protein. Gene Ontology annotation, molecular function: protein binding. The record is from RefSeq and is a predicted model, not a curated record. Lineage: Eukaryota; Fungi; Ascomycota; Eurotiomycetes; Eurotiales; Aspergillaceae. The transcript has a single exon. Bases 1 to 3780 code for a protein of 1259 amino acids.
AUGGUUUUUAAGCCAUUCACCCACCUCGCGCGCCAGAGUUUCACCAAAGCCUUUACUCAUGGCUACGCUCAAUCGGUAGUCGCGGCGUCGCAGUCCUCAUACGCGUCUACUACCACAUUAAAUUCUCUCGCCGCCCAACCCGCCAAAUUCACUCGCACACAACUCCAGAAUGCGUUCUCCAACGCGUCUAGCUCCUCCGGCGCCGGCGCCAAGGCGAGCCAGGGUGGUGGUGGCAACGGAGAUUUCGGGUUAGCUGCCUAUUACGCUGCCUGGCAGCAUGCCCAGCAGACGGGCGACGAUAGUGACUGGCGCUCUGAUCAGUUCAAGCGCCGUAUUGGUUGGAAGCCUUCUGCUGAGGAUGCCGAGGGUAAGGAAGAACGGGCCCCUUCGCCCGAAUCCGUGCCACCCCAUCUCACCAAGGCUGCCGCGAACGAGAACGUCAGCGCUCAGGUCGAGGAAGCCGUCGCCCGCGAGAUUCAGAUUCAAGAGGAACAAGCACAGGCCGAGGAAGCAUUUGAGGCAAACGAGCCUGCCGCCGAGUCUGUCGAAGAUGUGCUCGUGACUGAGGCUAUCUCCGAGGAGACCAAGGCCGCCUCGGAUCGCAUUGUCCGGCUGGCUACUUCGAAGAAUUAUGCCGCAAUUCCGGGGGCGUUCCAAUCGUUGCUUAAAGACGGCUUGACUCCCUCUGUCGAUGCUUACAAUGCCCUCCUCGUUGCAGCUAUCCAGCUUCACCCUGAUGCGGCCCAGGCCAUCCCCAAGGCUCUCGAUGUCUACUCUGAUAUGCUUCGUCGUAGGGUAAUUCCCGACGAAGACACCUAUCAGACUCUCGUUCAGUUGCUGGUGACUCAUGCACUUAAAAUUAUCAAGGCCAAGGAGGUAAUCGAGCAGCAGCGUGUCCGCUAUGGUGGCAUGGAGGAGCCUGGCAAGUUCAUGCUCCAGUCCAGCGAACUUGAGCGCGACAUCCUGGUUGAGGACCAUUCAUUGUCCAUCGCUGUCACGCUCUUCAACACUGCCACAACCCGUCACUCCCGCCUUGCGUUCCCGCUCGACCUCUACCGCCAACUCAUCAUUGCUUGUGCCCGCGAGGGCAAGGUCGAGGACAUGAUUCGCAUCUACUCCCACAUGGAACAGCAGAAGGUCACUCCCCAUGCGACUAUCUUUCCGUGUAUGAUCGAUGCCUUCGCUGGUACUGGUGACCUCAAGAGUGCUGUGGAAUGCUACAAUGAGUAUCGCGCUCUCGCUGUCUCAGAUGACAAUGGCGUUUUUACCAUUGUCAAGCGUGUUGACGGCGAGGUGUAUGCCGCUCUGAUUCGUGCCUACUUAUCCUGUGGCAAGGAGGAGGGCGCUCAGAGCUUCCUCGGCCGGAUCCGCUCCUCGUUCGAUGAUAUCACUGAGAACCGCGAAGCUCGCUGGGCUGCGGUAGAGGAAGUGAUUGUGCAGGAUGCACUCGUGCAACACUCCUUGAAUGCUGGUGAAUACAGCAAGGCUUUGGAGCAAGCCAAAGCCCAAUUGCACGAUGAAGCUCGGGAUCAUGCCAUUUCCCGAAUUUGUAUUGCCGCGGCCGAUGCCGGUGAUCUUACGACUGCCUCCGAGGCCUACGAUCGCUUGUCCACCAACCCGGACGUCCGACAGAACCCCGCAGUCUCACUUCUUGCCCUUCACGUUCGCCGGGGCAAUGUUUCGGCGGCCCGUUCCCUAUGGAUCAUGCUUACCACCGUCGGUCAGGCAACUCCGGAUCUGGUUCAGCCGACCGCCAUGUACGCGGUUGCACUUCUGAAGAGUGGUCAGGUUGAGGAAGGUCUGCACGAGGCGCGUACUAUGUUUGCUCGCAUUCGCAACGCUUCUACCAAACAGGUCACUGUCGAUACCACAGCACGUGAACAGGUCACUGAGUCUCUUCACCUCUUCGGCCGCGUUCUCAUGCAGACGGCCGCUGUUCUUUCGCCUUCCGCAUCUAUGACUCUUUUAUGGUCUAUGAUCGAGAACGGUGGCCUUGUGUCUCCCCUGGCUGAACACGCUGUCGCCAGUCUAGGACCCAUUGGCAUCUCUCAGCUGACUCCGACCGACCUCACCCUCGCUCUCCAGGUUCAGGCUGGUAUGAUGGCGAACAACAGUGCACUUCUAUUUGAUGUUGCCCACCCUGUCCGAUUUGCCCACAUGCUCGACGUCGCCCUUUCGGCUUCUCUUCCGCUGGAUUCCUACACGACCCACCUGAUCGACCAGGCUGUCGCCAAGCUCUUCACCAGCCGUCCUGAUGUUGUGAAAAAAUGGCAGGAACAUCUUGAGGCCUCUACUCAGGCCUCGUUCCUGUCUGAACGCUACAGCCCCGUUUCCAUGACUGAGACCAACAUUACGACCCCUUCCGCAAGUCCUGAUUCCUUCGACCCCUAUGCUCAGGCUACCGACUUCCGGGGCUCUGCUGUCAUCGCCGAUGAGCUCGAGAAGACCGCCGGCCGGACCGAGACUCAUCUUAAUGAGGCUUUGAUACGGCUCAAGAACAUGCGUCGCAUCGGUCGUCACCCUCGCUACAUCACGUACGCGAAGCUUAUCACUGCCGCUGCGAAGGUUAACCGCAUGGAGUUGGUCAACGAGAUUCACACCAUGGCCCGAGCUGACGUUCCUCUUAACCCGGCUUACAAUGCUGUCAAGUAUGGCUGGGUUUCCAUUCUCGAUGCGAUGGUGUCUGCCUGCCUCACUCUCGGAGACCGUAAGCUGGCUGGCCAGUUCCACCAGGAGCUCCUCAGCCUUGGCUCUGCACCCUCUGCCAACACAUUCGGCUUGUACAUCACCACCUUGAAAGAGUCGACCAAGACAUUCGAUGAAGCUACCGAAGCUCUGAAGAUCUUCCACCGUGCGGUGGCCGAAGGUGUUGAGCCCACCUCCUUCCUGUACAACGCUCUUAUCGGCAAGCUCGGCAAGGCGCGUCGUAUUGACGACUGCCUUGCCUACUUCGCCGAGAUGCGCUCCAAUAACGUGCGUCCUACCAGUGUCACUUACGGAACCAUCGUCAACGCGCUCUGCCGUGUGAGCGACGAGCGCUUCGCCGAAGAGAUGUUUGAGGAGAUGGAGUCCAUGCCCAACUAUAAGCCCCGUCCUGCGCCUUACAAUUCUAUGAUCCAAUAUUUUCUGAACACCAAGGGCGACCGCAGUAAAGUGCUUGCCUACUAUGAGCGCAUGCAGGCCCGCAACAUCAAGCCUACCAUGCACACUUACAAGCUACUUAUUGACGCGCAUGCGUCUCUCGAGCCCAUGGACAUGGAAGCCGCCGAGAAGGUUCUCAAAUCAAUGCAGGCCGCCGGCCAGCAGCCCGAUGCCGUCCACUAUGCCUCUCUCAUCCACGCAAAGGGUUGUGUUCAGCACGAUUUGCCCGCUGCCCGCAAGGUCUUCGACUCCGUCGUCUCCGACCGCCGUGUGCGCCUGCAGCCUUGUCUGUACCAAGCCUUGUUUGAAGCGAUGGUCGCGAACAAUCGCGUCGCCGACACCGAGGAGAUUGUCAAGGACAUGCUCCAGCGGAACGUUGAGAUGACCGCCUACAUCGCCAACACGCUGAUCCAUGGCUGGGCCGUCGGAGGCAACGUCUCGAAGGCCAAGACCAUUUACGAUAGCAUCGGUAUCUCCAAGCGCGAGCCCAGUACCUACGAGGCUAUGACGCGCGCCUUCCUGGCCGCUGACGACCGCACAAACGCCUCCGGCAUUGUCCAAGAGAUGAUGUCCCGCGGUUACCCCUCGGCCGUGGCCAACAAGAUCAUUGAUCUCGUUGGGCCGUCAACCACCAUCUAA